AUGGCGCCAAUUAAGCGCAAGGGAACUACUGGAGACGAUUCCGCCACAAAAAACCAAAAGCGUGCGCGAGUCAGUUCAGACGCCGUUAAAGCAGGGUCUCAAUCAAAAAAAUCCAAGCAAAGCAAGGAUACCGCAGAAGAGACUACCAGUCGAGAUGCCGCGGUCUCCGUCUUGCGCAAUGAGGAGUCUUCCUUUCCUCGUGGAGGUGGAAGUGUCCUGACUCCACUCGAGCGCAAACAAAUUCAGAUCCAGGCCACUCGAGAUGUUCUUUUCGAGCAGAAGCGAUCCGGAAAAUCGACCGAAGGACUCGACGAUGGCAUUUCAGACGAAGACAUUGACAUGCAAGACGAGGGUAAAAAGCCUGCUACUACCAAGAAAUCACGAAAGUCGAAGAACAAAAAGUCUCGAGAUUCAGAGAAGAAGACCAAGGAAGGAGUUCGGGUUGAAGGUCUCAGUUUCAAGCGUUUGACCAUAGGGACGAUGGUUCUCGGGCAAGUCACCAGCAUCAAUUCCCACGAUAUCGGCUUAGCACUUCCCAACAAUCUGACAGGUUACGUUCCGCUGACUGCGAUCUCGGAAGUAUUCGACAAGAAGAUUGAAAAUGUUCUCAAUGCGGAGGAUGAGAACGAAGACGACGAUUCAGAAGAAGACUCUUUGGAUCCCUCGGAUUAUUUCUAUGUUGGACAGUACCUGCGUGCAUACGUGACAUCUACAGGAAGCAGUGCAGUAGAGGCUGGGACUGCCAAAAUCAAAAAGAAGAUCGAGCUCUCCCUUGAUCCGAGACAGGCGAAUACGGGCCUUUCAGAGUCCGAUCUCGUUGAAGGCGCCAUGGUUCAGGCUUCUGUCGCGAGUAUAGAAGACCAUGGAUGUGUCAUGGAUAUCGGCCUAGGAAAGAAAGGGGCCAAGGGCUUCAUGGCUUCCACUGAUGAGGCGAUUCAAUCAAACAUCAAAGAAGGUGCCGUGCUUCUCUGCAUUGUUACCGGUGUCAACGCUAGCCGAACGAUCUUUCAACUCUCUUCCAAACUACAAACUGCUGCCUCGCCCAAGUCUGUUCUCAAAUCUGCACCGACGAUCCAGACUUUCCUUCCUGGAACAGCAGCCGAAAUACUUUUGACUUCGGUCACAGAAACCGGGUUGGUCGGAAAAAUCAUGGGCCUGCUAGAUGCUACUGUUGAUUUUGUUCACUCAGGCGCAAAUUCGGGGUCUUUUAAUCUUACUACAAAGUACCAACUUGGUGCAAAAAUUAAGGCCAGAAUAACGUGCACGUUUCCUGCAGCGGAACCAUUCAAGGUUGGUGCCUCUGUUCUGGAAAAUAUUUUGGAAUGGAGACGCACACCAUCCACCCAGGAGGUUUCAUCGCCCUCAAUUGGAACAAUCUUGGAUGCCAGAGUCACGACAGUUGAGCCUGGACUAGGUCUUUAUGUAGAGUUUGGCUCUCUCAAACAUCUUGGUUUCGUUCACAUCUCCAGGGUCGCCGAUGGCACUGUGGAGAGCAUAUCAGCAGAGCAGGGUGCAUUCAAGACCGGCAGCACACACAAAGCACGAAUCAUCGGCCACAAUUCUGUGGAUAAUCUAUAUUUGCUCUCUUUUGAGAAGAAGGUGAUUGAUCAACCCUACAUUCGACUUGAAGAUGUCCCUCUAGGCGAAGUCGUCAAAGGAAAGAUUGAGAAGUUACUCAUAGGCCCAGAAGGAAUUGACGGCCUUAUUCUUUCAAUUGCAGAUGGCAUUACAGGUUUAGUUCCGUCUAUGCAUUUUGCUGAUACCGUAUUACAACACCCCGAGAAGAAAUUCCGGGAAGGCUUGGCCAUCUCUGCUCGAGUCCUCUCGGUCAACCUAGAAAAGCGACAGAUGCGGCUCACCUUGAAGAAAAGUUUGCUAAACAGUGAUUCUGCCAUCUGGAAAGACUACAACGACAUCGUCCCCGGUCAACAAUCUCCAGGAACACUGAUUAACAUCCAACCGAAUGGUGCAACUGUCCAAUUCUACGGGACUGUUAGAGGUUUCCUUCCAGUUUCUGAAAUGAGCGAGGCGUAUAUCAAAGACCCGUCUCAACACUUCAGAAAGGGGCAGGUCGUUAAUGUCCACGCAAUUAGCGUUGAUAUCUCCUCGGACAAGCUUGUGGUUUCUUGCAAAGAUCCCUCAACAUCAUCCGAGGCCUACAGAGAAGCCUUUAGCGAAAUUCGCCCAGGAGUGUCAGUCACUGGUACCGUCUUUGAGAAAUCCAGCGACGAUCUGCUUUUGAAACUCGACAAGUAUGGCGUGACAGCCAGACUCAGCGCUGUUCACCUUGUUGAUGGUGACGCAUCCAAAGCGGCAUCCGCUUUUGCUAAGAUCAGAGUCGGUCAGAAGCUUUCGGACCUCUUAGUUCUCGAAGCCAAGCGAGUCCACCGGCUGAUCAAAGUAACACACAAGCCAAGUCUCAGGAAGGCGCUAAAGAAAAACAGUCUUCCAUCAACAUUCGAAGAGCUUGAAGUAGGUACGGAGGUUACGGGUUUCGUGAGAGGAACAACGUCCCAUGGUGUUUUCGUGGAGUUCCUUGGUGGGCUCAAUGGGCUGUUACCAAGACGUCUUGUCGAUGAUGAACACUCCAACAUGCCAGAUUUUGGGUUCUAUCCUUCUCAAGCCUUGACUGCAACCAUUCAUCAGAUCGAUGAGGACCACCGGCGUUUCACAUUAACCAUGCGCCCGGUAGAGCUACCAACAGCUAGCCGACAGGCACAAUCGAAAGAGAGGCCUCUCCCUGAAGAUGAGAAGCCAGUGAACCCAGUCGAUGAAAGCAUCCAGACCGUUGCCGAAUAUACUGUCGGAAAAGUCACAAAGGCUAGAAUCUUAUCUAUCAAGGAGACACAGAUCAAUGUCGUUCUUGCGGAUAAUUUGCAAGGACGUAUCGACGUCUCAGAGGUCUUUGACAAAUGGGAAGACAUUAAGGACCGCAAGCAGCCUUUACAGAAGUUCCGCGUCAAGGAGAUCCUUCCUGUACGUAUCUUGGGCCUCCACGAUGCUCGCAGCCAUAGAUUCCUACCGAUCAGUCAUCGAACCAGCAAGCAUCCCGUUUACGAAUUAUCCGCCAAGCCCAGUUUCAUCACUGCCGGUGAACGAAAGCCAUUGAGUCUCGAGCAAGUCAAGGUUGGCUCGUCUAUGAUCGGAUUUGUUAACAAUAUCAACGACGACUAUCUUUGGAUCAGCCUCUCACCCAAUGUUCGUGGUCGAGUACGAGCUAUUGACCUCAGCGAUGAUCUAUCUACCUUGACGGAUCUAGAAAGCAACUACCCGAUGGGAUCGGCUCUCAAGGUUCGCGUGACUGGUGUCGAUUCGGAUAAAGGUCACUUGGAUCUGUCAGUGAAGUCGGGAUCCACGAGGGAGCUUUCAUUCGACAAGCUUUCAAAGGGAAUGAUUCUACCUGGGCGAGUCACCAAGGUUACCGAGAAACAGAUCAUUAUGCAGCUCAGCGAUUCACUUGUCGGAGCCGUGACUAUUACAGACAUGGCUGAUGAUUAUUCCAAAAUUGAUACGUCGAUCUAUAAGAAGAACGAAAUCCUUCGUGCCUGCAUUAUCGACGUUGACAAAUCCAACAAAAAGAUCUUUUUGUCAUUGCGUCCAUCCAAGGUUUUGAGCUCAACACUACCUGUGCGGGACCGGGAGAUUACAUCAAUUGAUCAGCUAAAGGUCAACGACAUUGUCAGGGGAUUCGUUCGCAAAGUUGCCGAUAAUGGUUUAUUCGUGACUUUGGGCCAUAGUGUUUCGGCUUAUGUCCGUAUCUCAGAUUUGUCUGAUUCUUACUUGAAGGAGUGGAAAGAUGAGUUCCAGGCAGACCAGUUGGUUAAGGGAAGAAUCAUCUUUGUCGAUCAAGAAAACAAGAGGUUGCAAAUGAGCUUGAAAGAAUCUGUUCUAGAUUCCAAUUACAAGACUCCCAUUACUAUCCGUGAUCUGAAGCCUGGCCAAAUUGUGACCGGAAAGGUUCGGAAAGUAGAGGAUUUCGGUGCAUUCAUUGUUAUAGACCGCUCCGCCAACGUCAGCGGUCUCUGCCAUCGUAGCCAAAUGGCUGAACAGAACAUCGAUGAUGCCAGGAAGUUAUUCGAGGCCGGGGAUAUUGUCAAGGCAAAGAUUCUGAAAAUCGAUCCGAAACAAGAAAAGAUUUCCUUCGGGCUCAAAGCAUCUUACUUUAAGGAUGAAGAAGGUUUGGAUAGCGAAGAAGGGUCUGAUGAAGAUCUUUCAAUGGAUGAGGCUGGAGGUGUUGAACUUCACAGUGAUGAUAGCGGCGAAGAUAUGUCUAUCGGUGGUGUUGAGAUUGAAGACGGCAGCGAUGAUGAAUCGGAAUCAAGCGAUGACGACGAAGAUGUAACGACAGCAGACGAAAGGGCACAGAACGACAAGGGAGGGCUUGAUGUUGGUGACUUCGACUGGACAGGAGAUGCUGGGCUGUCAAGCACAUCGAAGAUCACCGAUGGUAAAGCCGUUGGCGAAGAGGCUUCGAACAAGAAGAAGCGCAUCCGUAAACCAGAGAUUCAAGUUGAUCAGACUGGUGAUCUUGAUGCUCGCGGUCCCCAGUCUGUGGCCGAUUACGAACGACUGUUGCUUGGUGAACCGGAUUCAUCACUCUUGUGGCUUCAGUACAUGGCCUUCCAGCUGGAACUUGGUGAAGUGGACAAGGCAAGAGAGAUUGGCCAACGUGCUAUUCGUUCAAUCAGCAUAGGCCAGGAUACAGAGAAGUUGAAUAUCUGGGUGGCGUUACUCAAUCUUGAAAAUACCUACGGCACGGACGACAGCCUCGAAGAAGUUUUCAAGAAGGCUUGUCAAUAUAACGACACACAGGAAAUCUACGAGCGAUUGAUCAGCAUUUACAUUCAAUCUGGAAAGAAUGAGAAAGCCGAUGAACUAUUCCAAACAGCGCUCAAGAAGAAAGUGUAUUCUGGACAAAAAUUUUUCAUCAACUACGCAACCUUCCUUUUUGAUACCCUGGCAAAUCCUGACCGCGGCCGUGAUCUUUUUCCACGAGCCUUGCAGUCCUUACCUUCCAACACCCACGUUGACACUACCUGCAAAUUCAUCCAACUCGAGUUCCGGUCACCGAACGGAGAUGUUGAAAGAGGUCGUACUCUGUUCGAAGGUUUACUGUCAUCAUUCCCCAAGCGUACCGAUCUCUGGAAUAUAUUGCUUGACUUGGAAAUAAAACAAGGCGACGCCGACCAAGUCCGUAGCGUCUUCCAGCGUGUUCUUGGAAUCAGCACUGUACUCAAGAAAAAGGGUGCCGUUCCUACACCAGCUUCAACCGAGACGCAGAAGAAGUUGAAGCCCAAGAAGGCCCGUUUCUUCUUCAAGAAGUGGCUCGAUUUCGAGGAGAAGCUUGCUGCCGCUGAAGGUGGAAAUGAGAAGAUGGUGGAGGAAGUUAAAGCUAGAGCCGCUGAUUAUGUGAACUCAUUGCAGGAAAGUUAGACAGUGGGCUAAAUUCGUUGUGUCUCUUUAUGAUGAAAAGUGUUUUCUGUUACAAUUAGGUAUAUGUUCUAGCGUUUUGUUUGGAUGUACAUAU
Talaromyces stipitatus ATCC 10500 is the source of this 5527-nucleotide messenger RNA. RefSeq names its product rRNA biogenesis protein RRP5, putative. Lineage: Eukaryota; Fungi; Ascomycota; Eurotiomycetes; Eurotiales; Trichocomaceae. The transcript has 3 exons. Gene Ontology annotation, biological process: rRNA processing. Gene Ontology annotation, cellular component: nucleolus; small-subunit processome. The record is from RefSeq and is a predicted model, not a curated record. The coding region runs from base 1 to 5433 and encodes 1810 amino acids. Gene Ontology annotation, molecular function: protein binding; RNA binding.